This is a messenger RNA of Symbiodinium pilosum, 1362 nucleotides long. The record is from the annotation of a GenBank genome assembly. NCBI's taxonomy places the organism in Eukaryota, Dinophyceae, Suessiales, Symbiodiniaceae.
AUGAUGGCCUCCGGCUUAGACCCGUUCGCGCGGUCGUCGUGGGAGUUUUGCCUCCGGGCGUUUCCCUGUUGCGUGCUUCCCUUUCCAGAGGAACAUCUGCUGUCUCACCACUACUUUGCCAGGGAGUUCCUCUUUGAUCGAGGCGAUUUAGAGAGCAACCAGUUCGGGGACCCUUUGAGUUCCAAGUCCUACAAUAGAAUCAUGGCUGAGAUCGAUGGCGAGGUGGCCGCGGAUAGCAAGGGCAGCUACGACAGGAAGGCAGAUGUGGUGAGAGGCCUUGCGGCAGGCCGACGCCGUCGGGCCCGCAAAAUCCUGCAAGAUGCGUUGGACCAGUGGGAUGCAAUUUUGGGCGGCAACCACAUGGAGUGGCUGAACACGUGCGAGUUGAACGCCACCGGGUGUUUGAGCAGCGUGACAGAUGUGAUAGUCAUGGCGCCCAUCACCAUGACCGAUGAGUUCUGGGCGAAGCUUCGCACAGCCAAGCGAUUGUGGGGCAUGUUCUUUGCCCUUGACAACGCCGCCGAGUACGGGCACUGGGUGGUAGAUGACAAGGCCAAGAACAUUUUCAGGAACAACUUCAAUACCGCCCUUGAUGAGCAGGGUACCUUGCGAAUGUUGAAGCAGAUUCACACCAAGGAGCUUCGGGCGCAUUUUCACCCGACCGAGCUUUUCAAGGGAGAGCUGGGUCAAGUCAGCUGGGCAGAUGCUCGUGAUCUUGUCAAGCCAGUCUUUGACCUCAUGGACAACGGAGGCGACAUAGCAUCCGUCACCCCCAUGUUGGGCCUGUACAACUGUUAUAAUUGCGCCAAGUCUCCAAAGGGGGAGCCGCAGCAGAUUUCCGAUCCACUAACGGUGUUCGAAUAUCUGAACUUCUCGCAGAGAUUUGCAAAGCAGGAUGUGAGCUAUGCCUCUUUCAACCCGGAGGAUUACAUGCCAGUUGCUUCUUACAGUCCUUCGCUAAUCAUGGCGGACCACGCAACAACCGAGCAGAACUACCGGAAUGCCUGGGAUUUCGCCAAAGGCAAAGGCAUUUCGGAAGAUAGGCUUCAGAAGGCCGUCCGCAAGGAGCAGGUCUUUGUGGUGAAGUUCACGUACGAGCCCCUCAACAACGGCAUGUACACUGGUCAUGGGCUGGUGAAGCGCAUGCUCCCUGAGUACGGAAAGUGGCUCAGCAGCCUUCUUGUGGCCAAGCCCAACUUGAAGGCGCCGGAGCACAUGUCGCUCUCCAUUCCAAUCCUGGAGUCUACCCGUCAAGUUUUUCUUCAAACUUCUUUGGCCGGGGGCGGUGAUUGCGGCGUGGGAGUCAACACCACGGCGCCAGUGUGUGUCUCGACGAAUUGUUUUUUGGGGUUUGGGGUUUAG